AUGAGCAAGGAGAGCCUUCGCUAAACGAGUUGAGUGUGUAUUAGCUGAUUUACGGUACUCAGGUGCUUCUGCGCUACGCGGAUUUGGGGAACAUUGUACACAGAAACGUCGAUGGCUCUCAGGAACCCGGGCUGUUUGGUGGCGCUCUGGGGAGCAGCUCGUCACAAUGUCGAUCUUAUAAAAGGCAGCCCUUCCCUUUUCACUUCCAGGUCCUUUGCAGGGGUUCGACUCUACAGCUCGUGCCCAGUUCGGAUUAGCAGUCUGGACCACCUGGUUUUGACAGUGAAGAGCAUUCCGAAUACUGUAGCUUUCUACACCUCAGUGCUGGGCAUGGAGGUCAUCACCUUCAAGGGAAACCGCAAGGCCUUGUGCUUUGGGAAGCAGAAAUUCAACCUCCAUGAAGCAGGGAAGGAGUUUGAACCCAAGGCCCUGUGGCCCACACCAGGCUCUGUUGACUUGUGUCUCAUCACCAGCACGCCUUUGGCGACAGUGGCUGCACACCUCCAAGCCUGUGGGGUAACCGUGGAAGAGGGUCCGGUGCUGAGGAGUGGUGCGGUCGGUCCCAUCACAUCCCUUUACUUCCGUGACCCUGACCACAACCUCAUCGAAGUGUCCAACUACAAUCUUCCACCUGCGGAGGAGGCUGCAUAAGUCACUCAGUGGCAGCCCCCCCACACAGGUGUACCUGUGUCCGUCACAGAUGUCAGAGUGCAUUAAAAAUUCAGUCUGUGGUGAAAUUAUAGUGUGGGUAGUAAAAAUAUGGGAUGAUUAAGUUGUUAGGGGAAAUGAGGGAAAGUGGUGAACAGGCCCACCACUGUUGCGUCUGUAUGUUUUGGGGUCUGUUCUCCACUGGGUCCUGCUCAGUUGCUUUUAGACAAUCCUGUUUGGGGUCUGUAGGCCUGAGCAUGCAAUCAGGACUGCCUUUGACCCUAGAACAAGCCCUGGCCUUAGAGAAUUUACGAUAAGAUCAGGCACCCACGUCAAUGCGCAAUUACCUCUCCACCCUGCUCCCGGCCUAUUUUGAGAGUGCGUAGAGAGCUCUUUCUGCGCAGCCCCAACGGAAAUCCAACUGGUACAAGUUCCAGGUUUUAACUGGGCUUGAUUUUUAUGCCGAAAUGCGGAACACACUUGAAUAGCAGCCUAUUAAAGACUCAAAAUGUAGCUUCAGUAAAAAAAAGUGGAAGAUUUUGCUAGCACUGCACUGGAUGCACAGUGUUUCUCACAUACAGUCAAUUUCAAACACUCCAUGCCAUUUAUAUAACUCCCUAUGUGCUGUGUAUGGUCAGUGGUCUUUAACCUUAAAUAAAGGGUUGCUGUUCAAAUGUUAAAUGAUAAAGUUUUAGUGUCCUGUGUUUCCAUUUCUUUCAGAAUGCCUUGUCACAAGUGAUCUCUAGUAAGUGCCCCUCC
Molecule: messenger RNA, 1407 nt
Organism: Scleropages formosus (Asian bonytongue)
Lineage: Eukaryota; Metazoa; Chordata; Actinopteri; Osteoglossiformes; Osteoglossidae
Gene: glod5
Product: glyoxalase domain containing 5
Exons: 4
Coding region: 112-651 (179 amino acids)
Source: RefSeq, a predicted model, not a curated record